Messenger RNA from Ochotona princeps (American pika), 2203 nucleotides. It is a transcript of the gene RAD17, whose product is annotated as RAD17 checkpoint clamp loader component. Gene Ontology annotation, biological process: mitotic DNA replication checkpoint signaling; DNA damage checkpoint signaling; DNA repair. Bases 70 to 2181 code for a protein of 703 amino acids. The transcript is spliced from 17 exons. The record is from RefSeq and is a predicted model, not a curated record. Gene Ontology annotation, molecular function: chromatin binding; DNA clamp loader activity. Lineage: Eukaryota; Metazoa; Chordata; Mammalia; Lagomorpha; Ochotonidae. Gene Ontology annotation, cellular component: Rad17 RFC-like complex; nucleus.
GUUGGCUUGGCUUCCCCGCCCGCGAGGGGCCGGCCCCGCGCUGCUUCGCUCUUCCCCGCCCGCGAGGGGAUGCAGCUCCCGCCAAGUGAAACAUACUUUAUUGGACCGCAGGCUGUGUACUCUGGAUGGGAAGUAUUAAGGUUUAUAAUGUCAGACACUUUGCUCCAAACAAAAGUAUCUUCCACAAAGGUGACAGACUGGGUGGACCCGUCAUUUGAUGAUUUUACAGAGCAUGCAGGCAUCUCUGCUGUUAGCGCCGCAUCCUUAGGUGUGAACAACUCAACCCACAGAAGGAAACAUGUGCCUUCCACAUUAGAAAGUAGCAGGCUUCCAGCUAGAAAAAGAGGGAAGCAGACUGCCACAGAGUCGAUUUAUAGUCUAGAAAAUUCCAAACAGUACCUCUCCGAAGGUGAAUCCUGGGUGGACAGAUACCAGCCAGAAACUCAGCAUGAACUCGCUGUGCAUAAAAAGAAAAUUGAGGAAGUUGAAGCCUGGUUAAAGGCUCAAGUUUCAGAAAGACAACAAAAACAGGUUGGAUCUAUUUUAUUAGUAACAGGCCCUCCUGGCUGUGGAAAGACGACUACUGUGAAAGUCCUAGCGAAGGAGCAUGGUAUUCAUGUGCAAGAGUGGAUUAAUCCAGUUUUACCAGACUUCCAAAAAGAUGAUUUCAAAGAGAUGUUUAAUCAUGAAGCGAGCGUCCCUGUGCUUUCCUAUCAGUCUCAGUUGGCAGUUUUCAAAGAGUUCCUACUGAGAGCAACAAAGUAUAACAAACUACAGAUGCUUGGGGAUGACUUGAGAACUAAUAAGAAGAUAAUUCUGGUGGAAGAUUUACCUAACCAGUUUUAUCGAGAUUGUCAUAGUCUACAUGAAGUUCUAAGGAAGUAUGUGCAGGUUGGCCGCUGUCCUCUGGUCUUCAUCAUCUCUGACAGUGCCAGUGGAGACAGUAAUCACAGGUUACUGUUCCCCAAGCAAAUUCAAGAGGAGUGUUCUAUCUCGCAUAUCAGUUUUAACCCUGUGGCACCCACGAUUAUGAUGAAGUUCCUUAAUCGGAUAGUGACAAUAGAAGCUAGUAAGAAUGGAAGGAAAAUCUCUGUCCCCGAUAAAGCUUGCUUAGAUUCACUCUGUCAAGGAUGUUGUGGUGACAUCAGAAGUGCCAUAAACAGCCUCCAGUUCUCUUCCUCUAAAGGAGAGAGCAACUUCCGGCCAAGGAGAAAAGCAACAUCAUUAAAAUCAGAUGCCGUGCUGUCAAAGUCAAGGCAAAGACGAAAACCUGACGUGGGCUCUGAAAACCAAGAGGUUCAAGCUAUUGGUGGCAAAGAUGUUUCUCUCUUUCUCUUCAGAGCGUUGGGGAAAAUUCUGUACUGUAAAAGAGCGCCUUCCACAGAGUUGGUCACUCCCCGCUUACCGUCUCACCUGUCGGAGCAUGAGCGGGAUCCGCUACUUGUUCAGCCGGAGGAAGUGGUGGAGAUGUCCCACAUGCCGGGAGAGUUGUUCAAUCUGUACCUUCACCAGAACUAUGUAGAUUUCUUCCUGGAAGUGGACGAUCUGGAGAGAGCCAGUGAGUUGCUGAGCCUUGCGGACAUGCUCGCCGGGGACUGGAGUACCCGCUCUUUACUCCAUGAGUACAGCACGUCCCUCGCCACACGAGGCGUGAUACAUUCCAACAAGGCCCGAGGAUUUGCUCACUGCCAGGGAGGAGGUUCCAGUUUUCGGCCCUUGCAUAAACCCCAGUGGCUUCUAAUAAAUAAAAAGCAUCGGGACAAUUGCCUAGCGGCAAGAGCACUCUUUUCUGACUUCUGUGUGUCGGCUUUAUGCCUCCAAACUCAGCUGUUGCCGUACCUUGCCAUGCUGACCAUUCCAAUGCGAAACCAAGCUCAGAUUUCUUUUAUCCAAGAUAUUGGAAGACUUCCUCUGAAGCGACACUUUGGAAGGUUGAAGAUGGAGGCCCUCACCGACACGGAGCAGGCGCUGCUGGAGCCCGAGAGCGGAGACGAGGCGCCACCUGCGCAAGAGGCGCCCUGGGGACCCGCUCUGCGCCCCAGGGCCGACUCCUGCUCUCUCCCUUUGAGCCAGAGCAGCGGGAGCGAGCUUCCGGCCAGCCAGCCGCAGCCCUGCGCCUCCCAGGCCGAGGUGGAGGAGGAGGACCUGGUCAUAGAGGAGUACGAGAGUGACGGGCCCUAGACGGCCACCUGCCCCUCGGGCU